AUGGCUAACAGAACCAUUGCUUCUUUGCUUGCUACCUUCAUCGUGAUCCUUGCAAUAGCUGGAGAAGCAGUGGCAGCUCGCAAUGUUCAUGAAAGGUCGAGCAUUGAUGAUAAGAAACAACCAGAGUGGGUGGCUGGACAUGAUGGGGUCAGUGUGCUCAUUCCUGGCAUUGGGCGCUUCACACUGUCACCACAUGACAAAGGCAGCUCUGGAGAAGGGCAGGCAGGCUCAUAUGGCAGUAACCCAGCUCCAAGACGUCAAUAUAUUCCUGGUGGGGAUGAUAAUUUCAUUCCAAAUCCUGGAUUUGAGGUACCAAUCCCAGCCAAGAUUAGUGGUGUUAAAGAAACACCCUACCCUUGA
This is a messenger RNA of Cucurbita maxima (winter squash), 360 nucleotides long. Its product is annotated as putative cell wall protein. Lineage: Eukaryota; Viridiplantae; Streptophyta; Magnoliopsida; Cucurbitales; Cucurbitaceae. Bases 1 to 360 code for a protein of 119 amino acids. The transcript has a single exon. The record is from RefSeq and is a predicted model, not a curated record.